AUGGUGAAUUGCUCUGAACCCAGCCCCCGCUCCCUGCUGGAGGCUCUAGCUCCAGUCUUUAAGCUGAACUCCAUAAGGCCGGUGAUAAACAUCUCGACCCCCACAACUGUCAGCACUGACUUCAUCCUGUAUGGAAUCCUGGGAGUGGAUGAAAAGGCCCAGCUUUUGACGACUUACAUCUGGCUAAAUUUUGUGUGGCAGAAUGAGUUUGUCUCCUGGGACCCGAUCCAGUGUGGCACUGACAAGAUUUCUCUCCCCAGGAAGAAAUUUUGGGUGCCGGAUGCUGUUAUCAAUGAAUUCAUGUAUCAAAACACAGCGCCUGAUGUCCCAUAUGUGCAUCUGUACCACAAUGGUUACAUGCAUGAUGCUUUACCUGUCAGAGUGGUCAGUUCUUGUCACCUCAACAUCUACACCUUCCCCUUUGACAUCCAGAACUGCACUCUUACCUUCAACUCCUACACACACACUGUGGAAGAAAUAAAGAUGGUCCUGGGGAUGCCGGUGGAGGGAAUUUUGCAAGGCUCGAAAAACACGAUGAUCACCAUGGGGGAGUGGGAGCUGCUGGAUAUCACCUAUCAUAAACACAUGCUAGGAGGCGAAAAUGGCUUCGACGAGCUUGCAUUCCAUAUCAGGAUACGGCGCAGAGCUACCCUCUAUGUUAUGAACCUCAUACUCCCUAGCUGCUUCCUGAUCACAGUGGACCUCUUCAGCUUCCUGUUGCCUCCGCAGAGUGUGGACCGGUCCUCCUUUAAAAUGACCCUCAUCCUGGGCUAUACUGUCUUCCUGCUCAUCAUGAAUGACCUGCUGCCUAUCACUGGAAACACCAUACCUCUCAUAAAUGUAUUCUUCUCUCUCUGCCUGGCUCUGAUGGUGGCCAGUCUCCUGGAGACUAUCCUCAUCACCAACCUCCUUUGUGGUUCCGCUAACUUCUCUCCACCCCCCUACUGGGUCCAAGUACUGGUUCUUCGUGUCCUAGGCUGUCUUGUUGGCCUGCCUCCAAAGCCCAGAGAACAAAAAGAAGCAGUGACACUCAGCCCUGUAGUGGCAGAAGACAGCAAGGCUGUUGAGGAAGUUCCACAGGAGAAGGGGUCAGUGGUGGAGGACAAGGUCCUGAAGGAGCUGAGGAGGCUGGGCCAGCACCUCGAGGCCAUCCGCCUCCAGGUGGACAGUCAUGUGAGUGGGGGCCACGGCUCUGAGGAGUGGAUCCAGGUGGGCUUUAUCAUCGACCGCUUGCUGUUUGGCCUCUACAUCCUUUUCAUAUCUUUGAGCUUCAUUGCCAUCAUCAUUAUCUGGGUCAACUCAUACAGCAAAUAGACAAGUAGCAUCUUUCUGAAGGGCUUCAUUUAUGUAAUAACUUGUCAAAUGAUUGUUUAGUUUCCUCGAUACAUUAUAAGUUUUACAGACUUUAGUAAAAAUCUUAAUAUAAUCAUUUAUUCUGCACAUUGUGCUGUUCUGUAUACCAUACAGUCCUAUUACUCUUUAUAAUUGUGGAUUGCCAUAUCAUCUCCAUAUAGAUGGAAUAAUUACAUACAGUUUAGAUUAAGCCAGGUGUUAAAGUAUUUGUGUCAUAUGCAGCCAUUGCAGAAUGGAACAUAUAUUAUAGAGCAUAACAGUUUUGUGUGAGAGUUUUAUUUCAUUCAUUUUG
Myripristis murdjan (pinecone soldierfish) is the source of this 1645-nucleotide messenger RNA. RefSeq names its product 5-hydroxytryptamine receptor 3A-like. The record is from RefSeq and is a predicted model, not a curated record. Gene Ontology annotation, cellular component: membrane. The transcript has 8 exons. NCBI's taxonomy places the organism in Eukaryota, Metazoa, Chordata, Actinopteri, Holocentriformes, Holocentridae. Gene Ontology annotation, molecular function: transmembrane signaling receptor activity; extracellular ligand-gated monoatomic ion channel activity. Gene Ontology annotation, biological process: monoatomic ion transmembrane transport. The coding region runs from base 1 to 1314 and encodes 437 amino acids.